AUGCGUAAUGUUUGUUGCAGUGCUAGCGGGUGGGCGCGGGCACGGUGCCGGCGCGGCUCCAAGCGCUCUCCGACGCCGGACCAUGCGCCGGGGCCCAGUGCGUCCGCGCCGCGCCGCCCGACCGCGCGCACCAUGCUCAAUAUGAAGCUGAAGGAGCGCCUUGCGCUAGCACUGAGCGCGUUUCUCGUCCUCUUCACACUCAUGCUCAUAGUCGACAUACAGAUGGACUAUGGCAUAUCCGGCCAUAGAGUCCCCCUACAUGGUAGAGUCAAAAUAGCCGACGACUCUGAUAAAGGACGAUCAGCAUAUAUAGAGUUUCGGAAACGAUUCCUACAGAAAAGUAAUGGCAGCAACAGUUCUAGAGAAUAUGAACAGUCAGCGCCUAGUGAGACAAGUGGAGGCGACGUUGAACCUCGCACACCGUCCACACCGUCAGAUCGUUUUGAGGACUUGCAAAGAAUAUUAGUUCUCCAACUUCAAGGCAAGGCUGAUGAUAAUCCUGUUGUUAUCCCACCUCAUCGGGACUUGAAUGUCUUGAGGCCGGAAAACCCAACUAUUGGCGAAAUGGAGGACUUAGAACCUAGUGUAAAUGCAUCCAAUUUAGAAAUGUUCCAGCUGAAAAUAGCACAGCAUGAACUAUAUGAAGAUGGAGAGCCGCUGGUCGGGGCAAUACUUAAGGAUAUGUCCACUGCGCCUAUACUCCACGUUGAACAAAAAGAAGGCGGAACGCAACUGAAACUCAUCAUCGACUAUCCAAACGGUGUCCAAGCUUUAUUUAAGCCAAUGAGAUUCGCGCGGGACGUCCAAACAUUGCCCAACCACUUCUACUUCUCAGACUACGAGCGGCACAACGCUGAAAUUGCGGCUUUUCAUCUCGACCGGAUACUCGGCUUCCGUCGAGCGAUGCCAGUCGUGGGUAGAGUUCUCAAUAUGACAACUGAAAUUUAUGAUGUCACUGAAGGCGACAUAAUAAAGACGUUCUUCGUAUCCCCUGCAAAUAAUUUCUGCUUCCAUGGAAAGUGUUCGUAUUACUGUGACACUGGACAUGCUAUUUGUGGCAACCCUGACAUGUUGGAGGGCAGUUUCGCCGCUUUUCUACCGACCGCAGAUUUGGCAGAGCGUAAGGUUUGGCGACAUCCGUGGAGAAGGUCUUACCACAAACGAAGAAAAGCGCAAUGGGAAUUGCAAUCUGAUUAUUGUGAUACGGUUCGAUCGACCCCGCCGUACGACUCCGGGCGUCGUUUGUUAGAUUUAAUGGACAUGUCCAUAUUCGACUUUCUUACCGGGAACAUGGACCGACAUCACUACGAAACGUUCAAAAUGUUUGGUAACGACACAUUCACGCUACACCUGGACCAAGGCCGUGCCUUCGGUAAGGCGUUCCACGACGAGCUCAGCAUCCUCGCACCGCUGCUGCAGUGCUGUCUCGUCAGGCACACCACGCUGCUUGUGUUGCUCAAACACCACAACGGCGCUCCGCUAUCGAAGGUCUUGAGAGAAUCUAUGAAGGCGGACCCCGUAUCACCCAUCUUAUGGGAGCCGCACCUUGCUGCGCUUGACCGUCGUGUCGUCAUAGUGCUCGACGCCAUAAGAAAGUGUAUAGACAAGUCAGAAAACCCCAUACAGAAUGAAGUUAGUGACUUCGUA
Brenthis ino (lesser marbled fritillary) is the source of this 1647-nucleotide messenger RNA. Lineage: Eukaryota; Metazoa; Arthropoda; Insecta; Lepidoptera; Nymphalidae. The record is from the annotation of a GenBank genome assembly.